ACAGCAGAGUUCCUCCACAUAGUCACCAUUUGUGCCAAGAUCAAUAUAUUCUAGUAUAACAGUACCGCACUACUGUCUGAAGGGUAAAGGGACUGAUGCUCAAAUUUUGAACACAGCACGGACUCACAGUAGUUGUUAUGUGAUCGUAUGUGGACAUUCCUUUUUGACGAUGGCUUGCAGUGAACGGGUUGUGAGGAAAUUUAACAUAGUUAACCUGCAUAAAGAAGACUCUCCAGGGAUCGAUCUGAAGGUUGUGCUGUACGUGCCACAAGGACCCAGCGCGAACUGUUGUACUAACAGGAAGAAGAGUGAUGAAGAACCAAAAAUUGAGAUUCAGGAAAGAACCUUUUCUGUGAUGGUAGAUGCCCUGGACCGUAGUAACAACAUGGUAACAUAUAAAACAGUGUUCGAACUACAAGAACCUCUUGCCUUACAACCUAAGAAGUCGACAUAUGAGGUCAAACAAGACCGUUGGAACAGAACUGUGAUCACAUUAUUUCUGAAAAGCAGCGAACCUAUGGGCCUAAACUGGAGGAGUUGUGUAAAGAAAAAGUUUUGACAGAACGCCGAUUGGAUAUACAUGUAUGCCGAUUGGAUAUACAUGUAUGUGGUUAAUCUUGAUAACCUAUCUUCAGUGACUACCGACAUCUCAGUUGACAAUUCUGGCAAUGACUUGAAACUAUGAUUAUGUACAACACUAUUUGAAAAUGAUCCCUUUUGUGAACUUGUAAUGGAUAAUGGAUAAUUCACCACUCUUCUAUCGUCGUUUAAGUACAGCAACUUCAUUUGAUAUGUUUCAAUUAAUAAGUCAUUACAUUUGCAUGUGUUGAGUUACCUUUGUGAAGAAAGUAAUCACCACAGGCAUAUGAGAUUGAUCAUUGAAGAUAUGUAAU
Molecule: messenger RNA, 893 nt
Organism: Lineus longissimus
Lineage: Eukaryota; Metazoa; Nemertea; Pilidiophora; Heteronemertea; Lineidae
Exons: 4
Coding region: 170-559 (129 amino acids)
Source: RefSeq, a predicted model, not a curated record